AUGUGGGAUAAUGCACUAGAACGAGAAAUAAAUCCUCUACUUACUCAAGAUGACGACGACGAAUUAACAGAGGAUGACGAGUUGGAAGAAGUAGACCCAUUAGCAUAUGAUUACGACUAUGAUAGCGAUGAAGACGAUUACGAAUCACAACUACUUUCUGCUCAACAGCAAUGGGAAGAGUCAAUAGAACAGCUUAAUCAGGUAUUAAACUGGGUACUGCUUCCACUGAUAGGAAAAUUUUUAGGCAGACGAACAGCAUUGAGGCUAUGGAAGCGAUUCAUGGAAUAUGUACUAUGA
Molecule: messenger RNA, 297 nt
Organism: Lachancea fermentati
Lineage: Eukaryota; Fungi; Ascomycota; Saccharomycetes; Saccharomycetales; Saccharomycetaceae
Source: the annotation of a GenBank genome assembly